Molecule: messenger RNA, 2343 nt
Organism: Phragmites australis (common reed)
Lineage: Eukaryota; Viridiplantae; Streptophyta; Magnoliopsida; Poales; Poaceae
Product: LEAF RUST 10 DISEASE-RESISTANCE LOCUS RECEPTOR-LIKE PROTEIN KINASE-like 1.2
Exons: 4
Coding region: 143-2032 (629 amino acids)
Biological process (GO): protein phosphorylation
Molecular function (GO): polysaccharide binding; protein kinase activity; ATP binding
Source: RefSeq, a predicted model, not a curated record
UUUGAAAACCAAACUCCCCCACCUAUAGGCCCCCUCACCGUCUCCAUUUAGUCGGCCACUUGUGCCUUUCUUAGUCGGCCAUCUGUGCCGUUCUUCCCAUCAUCGAUCGCCACUGAGAUCGUCGAAAACUCCUCAUGCUCACAUGGCUCCCAACUUGAUGCUCUUCUUUGUCUCCUCGGUGUGGGCCGCCUGGACGUGUGCGUUACCGCUGAUGCUUGCGACGGCGGCGGACGUGCAACGACGAGAGGACUGCCCGCCGGUGCUAUGCGGCAACGUGACCAUCUCCUCCCUGUUUGGAGUCGUGCCGGAGCAGGCUACGGUGACCAAGUGCGGCAUGCUCGGGUUCCAGGUUCACUGCUCCAACAACACCCCAUACCUCGGGUUCUACGAGGGUGCAUAUUGGUUCCAGAUCCUCAACAUCUUCUACGACGACGGCUCCUUGCUCAUCGUCGAUGUCCACAAGCUCCACGACUUCAGUAGCUCCGGCCCCAAAGGCUGCCACGCCCCGACAAACAACAGCACCACCAAGCUUGGUUUUCCAUUCUCCAUCAGUCCUGUCAAUCAGAACCUGAUCUUCUACAACUGCACCAAGGCGCCGGCAACGGCGGCGGGUGGGAGGAUUGUGGAGACGAUAUGCCGUAACCACACGUUUGUUCGCGUUGCCGAGCGAUACGAUGAGUCGGGCAGCUACUUUCUGAAGGGCUGUGAUGCUACCAUCGUGCCGGUGCUUGCGAGGUCUGGCGAGGCGAACGCGAGCAACUACGAGGAACUAAUUAGUGACGGCUUCCUCUUGACAUGGCCGCUGCUGCAGCCGAUUUCAGGAGAAAAGAUGGACACAAAGAUAAUUGGAAUUGCAUGUGGAGCAGGAGCGGGUGGUAUAUUGGUAGUAUGCUUCCUCCUUUUUGUCUGGCACACGCGCAAGAGAAGGGAACAAGCUAGAGCUCCAAAUGACCUCAUGCGUAAUGGAUCUUCAAUGCAAUCAUACAGCAAAGAUCUUGAGUUGGGUGGCUCUCCCCAUAUUUUCACUUAUGACGAACUUGAAGAAGCUACUGAUGGAUUUAGUGCCUCGAGGGAACUUGGUGAUGGUGGUUUUGGAACUGUUUACAAAGGAAAACUCGGGGAUGGGAGAGUAGUUGCAGUGAAGCGCCUUUACAAAAACAAUUACAAACGGGUUGAACAAUUCGUAAAUGAGGUACACAUCUUGUCCCGUCUACUCCACCAGAACCUUGUCAUCCUAUAUGGAUGCACAUCUCGUAGCAGCCGUGACCUUCUGCUGGUGUACGAGUUCAUCCCUAAUGGGACAGUUGCAGACCAUCUUCAUGGACCCCGUGCAGCCGAACGAGGUCUUACAUGGCCUGUAAGGAUGAACAUUGCCAUAGAAACAGCUGAAGCGCUGGCAUACCUCCAUGCAGUCGAAAUCAUACACCGUGAUGUUAAGAGCAACAACAUAUUGCUGGACAACGGCUUCCAUGUCAAAGUCGCCGACUUUGGGUUAUCGCGUUUGUACCCUCUUGAGGUCACCCAUGUCUCUACAGUUCCACAGGGCACACCAGGCUAUGUUGACCCUGUGUACCAUCAGUGCUACAAGCUAACUGAUAAGAGCGACGUGUACAGCUUCGGUGUUGUGCUGGUAGAGCUAAUAUCCUCUAAACCAGCUGUGGAUAUGAGCAGGAGCCACAGUGAGAUAAACUUGGCCAACAUGGCUCUCAACAGAAUUCAGAACAGUGAAGUUGAGCAAUUGGUCGACCCCGAGCUCGGCUACGAGACUGACAGCGAAACAAAGAGAAAGAUAGAUCUUGUCGCCGAGUUGGCUUUUCAGUGCUUGCAGUUAGAAAGGGAGUCGAGGCCAUCGAUCAAGGAGGUAGUAGAGGCCUUGAACUGUAUCAAGAAUGGGGAGUGCCCGGCAAAACGGAUGGAUAGGAACUCAUCUCCAAAGGAAGAUGCACACUUGCUGAAGAAUAGCCUACAGUAUUCGCGUGAUUCGGUUAUCCACGGAUUCCAUAGUCAAUCAACUAACCACUCGGUAGCAUAAAAUGCUAGUGGAUGAGAUACUUUUACUGAUCUUAAAGAAAUGAAGCCCUGUCGGAUGAGUUGUAUGUAGUUUAGAGAUUUGCUAAUGAGCUGAUUCAUCUAGGUAAGUUUUUUUUUUUUUUUACUAAUAAUGAAGUAUAAGCUUAUGUUGUACGCAUUACUCUGAGCUUGCAAGAAAUUCAACAAGUGGGCAAGUAGUGGAGGCAAUGUCAAAGUAAACAUUGUAAUAUGUAGUAUUCUCAUGUUGAAAAAAGAAAGGUAAGCACGAUGUUGAACUGAGCAACACGAAACAAAGAAAUCCAGUACGUAGUU